Symbiodinium sp. CCMP2456 is the source of this 2433-nucleotide messenger RNA. NCBI's taxonomy places the organism in Eukaryota, Dinophyceae, Suessiales, Symbiodiniaceae. The record is from the annotation of a GenBank genome assembly.
AUGGAGACGUCACAGGCCCCGUCUCAAAGGAACAGCUUCCAAAUACUGGUGGCCCUGGGAAGCAUCGUUCCCUGGACUCUGGUUGCCUCCAUAGGCAGCGGCAUGCUGACACCUCUCAGCACAUAUGUCAGCUUGAACUUCUUCGCACAAAGGCACACGGACAUCCCUCCACAAGAGCUUACAUGUCAGAUUGACAUGAGCCCCCAACACUGCCAACUGGCACUGGUGGAUGGCAACCGGCUGGUGACUGUGUUGGCUUUCAUCAUGCCCCUGUGCCAAUUUGUCACACUGCCAUUGGUUGGCGUUAUAAGCGAUGCUUAUGGCCGCAAGAAGACGAUUUUAGUAGUCUACUGCCUCUCGAAUGUAACUUUGAUAUUCACCGAUCUGUUCGUAUUCUUCAAUGUCUCUUAUUGGUUUGCGAUUGCGCUGAACCCAUUCCUGAAUGCCCAGCUUGUCACCACCGUUCUGAACUCCACGUGCGUGGACCUGUUGGCAAGCCACGAGAGAUCAGCAGGAAUCGCUCUCAUCUCUUCGAUGGACACCGUGGCGUAUGUGAUAGGCUUGCUGGUGGGAAUGCAUUUUACCUUGCAUCAGACCUUUCUGAUUGCAAGUUGCAUUGUUCCCUGUUGCAUCCUUUGGUGCAUCUUCGUUUUUCCGGAAACGCUGCCUCCGGAAAAGCGCUCGCUGUCCAUCAACUAUCGAAGUCUCUUGCCAUGGGAUCCGCUACCGAUUUUGUGGCGAACCAACACGCUGGCGCGUUUGUCGCUUGCCACCGCGAUCGCAGCAUUUGUGGAUGAAAGCAGCUCCCGGAUGAUGGGGACCUAUUACCAGCGCGUGAUGAACUGGACGGCGCAGGACAGCUACUGGUUCGAGACAUACUGGGACUUCAGCAUGAUUGUAUGGUUGACCUUCAUUUUCGGCCUUCUUGUGAUCUACAUCGGGGAGAUUGGAACCAUGGCCUUUGGCCGACUCGUAGGCAGCGUCUACGUCUUCAUUGCAGUCUUCAUCAGAAAGCCUUCACUGGCAAUGAUCAACUGCCUCAUCUGUGCAGGGCCGAUGACCUUCGCUUUGCCAGCAGUGGCUGGGUUGAAGAGCCGGCUCGUCAAUGAGAGCGAGCAGGGCCGAAUGCAGGCGGCGAUCAGCACGGUCUACAUUGUCUCCGGGAGCUUCGGGUCCAUACUGGGUGGAUUUAUCUUCGAGGCAUUCGGCAAUGUCAAUGCCCAGGGAACUUUUGACAAGAUGUACCUCGUGGCACUGUUUCUCGUUGUGCUGAACAUUGCAGGAAUGCUGGUAUCUUUUGCGUUGUUCUACGACCUGUUUGGAAGAACUCACCACCUCAUGGACGAGCGCGCCAGACAGUUUUUUCCCAGCAUGAAGCGACAGUUGUCAGAAGACACAAUGCUGGCCGCAGGGCUCGAGAAUAGCCCUGAAGAGUACUUUGUUGCGUUGGCUGUGGCUUUGACCAUGGAGCUGUCUGGAGGCCUACUUGCUGCUCGUGCUUUCCCGAAAUGGGAUCCGGAGCAUGCAAGGGUGUUUGCGUCGCGGUCCAGGAGCAUCAUUGAUAGCUUUUGGUGCUCAUGUCAGCUGUGUGCGGUGGCCUCAGCUGUGUACAGUGGCCACAAGGAUGCUUCGGAUGACGACUUGAUGCAGUUCUUCUCAGCCUGGCCGUCAGAGCAGCGCAAGCGUGUCAGCGGCCUCCUGAGCAGCUGCAGCAAGAAAGGCACUGGCGACAUCGAUGCAGCUAUCGCAGAAGCUGAAGACCAGGUGGCUGCUGAAGGAAAGAAGGCUGCGGCUGCGGCUGAAGCUACAACUUCAGCUGACCAGAAGCCUGCUGAAGCAACUAAGACACUGGACGAGAAGCAGGUGAAGCAGGUACACUCCGCCAUUCGCUGGGGCAAGCCUGUGGAGGAAAUCCAAAAGAUUGUGAGCGAUCUCGGCAUUGACGCUACCAUGACAGAUGCUGCAGCAGCCGUCGAUGGUCAGAAUGGCAAUCUUGCCUUGCACAUCUCUGCGCAGAACGGCCACAUGGGGCUGACAAGCUUCCUGCUCGACAGCCGUGCCAAUGUCAAUGCGCAGAAUUUCAACGGCCAAACGGCUUUGCAUAUGAGCGUGGAGUAUGACAUGUACUUCCAGACGAAGCUCCUCCUCGAUGCAAAAGCAGACCCCAACCUUGAGAACACCGGUGGCCACAAAGCGCUUACAGGCCUGGAGGGUGCCAAGACCGGCCAAGAUGCGUGGGACAACCCGAUGAACAUCCUCAAAGCGGCCGGCGACACAGAGGAGGAACUCAAGCUUGCCUUCGAAGCUUUGGCAGCUGCGGAUGCCAAGGACAUGGACCGGGUUGUGCUGGCUCAGACAGGCAUGCGCAAGCGAAAGCAGUGCCCCCAGCACUGGAACGCCGACCGCUUCAAGGAGAUCAUGCAGAAGUUUUGA